This is a messenger RNA of Echinostoma caproni, 303 nucleotides long. The record is from the annotation of a GenBank genome assembly. Lineage: Eukaryota; Metazoa; Platyhelminthes; Trematoda; Plagiorchiida; Echinostomatidae.
AUGAUCAAGGUUCUAAAUCGAACUUGGUAUGCCAUACGAAUAUAUCUGACAUUUACCACUCGGAUGCUCAGUGUAUGGACUGUGGUCAUUUUGAGCAUGGAACGUUUCCUCCUGAUCGUCUCACCGCUCCGAUUCUAUAAAUUUCUCCGACCAAAGGUCGCGUGGAUCACAAUGGCCAUCACGUGCGCGAUUAUCGGACUGAUUAAUGUGCCGUGGGUGUUCUCAUUCAAUUACGUGUCUGGACCAUCCUGUUUACGCGAAUUUAUUUUGGACCACGAUGACUAUGAAGCUGCUGCAAAGUAA